Molecule: messenger RNA, 1491 nt
Organism: Panicum hallii
Lineage: Eukaryota; Viridiplantae; Streptophyta; Magnoliopsida; Poales; Poaceae
Product: alkaline ceramidase
Exons: 3
Coding region: 325-1098 (257 amino acids)
Biological process (GO): response to salt stress; defense response to other organism; ceramide metabolic process
Cellular component (GO): membrane
Molecular function (GO): hydrolase activity, acting on carbon-nitrogen (but not peptide) bonds, in linear amides
Source: RefSeq, a predicted model, not a curated record
AAAAAGGACAAAAAUGAAAGGAAAAGAAAAGCGAAGCGAAAGCCAAGAGAGAUUCGAUCGGGCGAUCGAGCCGAACGACCCAGGGCGACGCGACGCAAGUACCUCACGGGCCUCGCCGUCUUCCCCACCCGCUCCCAUGCCCUAGCAGCAAGCGAGCGCGCACGCACGCACGCGGCCGCAGCCUUCCAGCGAGCGAGCGAGAGCGCCCGUUCGAGCCCAGCCCGAGGUCUUCUCUUUGGUGCGCUCAUGAUUUAGCACCAGCCAUAUUGACCUCCAACUCUGGUGACAUAGGCUGUUGCUAGGGUAGCAAAUCAAGAGCUAAGAAUGGCGGAUUCAAUGGUAGCGAGCUUCUGGGGUCCUGUUACAUCAACGACCGAGUUGUGCGAGGAGAAUUAUGCACACUCAUCAUAUAUUGCAGAAUUCUACAAUACCAUCUCUAAUGUUCCAUGCGUUCUUUUGGCGCUUAUUGGACUGGUGAAUGCUUUCCGCCAAGGUUUUGAGAAACGGUUCAGUGUCCUGCACAUAUCCAAUAUGAUACUUGCUAUUGGGAGUAUGAUUUUCCAUGCCACCUUGCAACAUGUCCUACAACAGAGUGAUGAGACUCCAAUGGUGUGGGAGAUCCUUCUAUAUAUGUAUGUCCUCUAUUCACCGGACUGGCAUUACAGGAGCACCAUGCCUACAUUCCUUUUCCUAUAUGGUGCUGCCUUCGCUGUAGUUCAUUUCUUUGCCCGGUUCCAACUAGUAUUCAAGUUGCAUUACAUUGGCCUCUGCCUCCUCUGCAUCCCUCGGAUGUACAAGUACUACAUACAGACAAAAGACGUGGCUGCGAAGCGGCUUGCGAAGCUGUGGGUUCUUACAUUAACCCUUGGAACUCUCUGCUGGCUAGUUGAUCGCAUCUGCUGUAAGAAGCUUUCACAUUGGUAUGUCAACCCCCAGGGGCACGCAUGGUGGCAUGUGCUCAUGGGCCUUAACUCAUACUAUGCGAACACAUUCCUAAUGUUCUGUCGGGCUCAGCAACGCGGGUGGGAGCCAAGGAUUACCCACCUUCUUGGAUUUUUGCCUUAUGUCAAGGUCCAGAAACCAGAAAAGAGGGAAUGAGUUAUAUUUGUGUUGAAUACUGAUGCUAUUCAGUCAGCCACCAGUAAGCUAAUGGCCUCCAAUAUGCGCAGACAAGUUGUGGCAUUUUUGUAUAUGGGCAUCCAAAUGAUUACGGACUAUAAAUGUUCUGAUGUCACACUAGAUUUUGGUAACUUAAACUGACACCUGUUUUGUACCAUACUUAAUCGUGGAACAGAGAUUAGUUGGAGUGUUGGUGUCCUAGUUUUGCCCAUCUUCCUUUUGGUUCUUUGCAGUUAUCUUUUGGUGCUAAUAGGACUGAGUCUUAUUUAUUUAUUUGUUCGUCGUUGAAUGGAGUCCAGUUGUAUUAGUUACUACUCUGCAUGGAGAUAGAUCCAUCCAUAUGAUAACCAUUGAUUCUUUUGACUGAAGUUA